AUGGCGACGAGUGCGAUAGUGUUCUCAGGACUACCGGGAUCCGUGGAAGGAAGCCAAACGUUAUCGUUCCACGAGCUAUCGACAUCGAGCCAAGUGCACCAGCUCAAGACCGCACCGAAUGCAGCCUUCAGCCUCUCAGGAACAACGAGCCAGAGUGGUGCUGGGCUGCCUCCCCGGAAGACGGUGGCCUGUCUGCCCUCGACCAACUCGCUCGGCUCGACGAUCCUCUCGAUCUCGGGAAGAGACGGCAGGAACGGCAUCCUCCUUUGGUCAUCUCUCGCCGCUAAACCUACUCCUUCGCAUCGUCUCAUCCCGGCAGGUCGGGUCAUCGUCGUCUCCCUGAGUCCUUCCGGAACCUAUCUCGCCACCGGAUCUGCUGAUGGGCUAAUUGUGCUAUGGGAGCUCAGUACCGGCACCCUCCUUGCCAGCUUCGAUGGCCAUUACAAGUCGGUCACCUGCCUAGCUUUUAGUGAUGAUGAAGCGGCCCUAGUUAGUGCAAGCGAGGACUCGAUGUGCUCCGUUUGGUCUAUCCCAACGCUAGUUGACGAGGCGCUCGAUUCCAAUCUUUCACACACCCCCUACUCCAUCUUCUCAGACCACACCCUGCCAAUCUCAGAUCUUUGCAUUUCCAGAGGAUGUUUCCCUGACCUGAGGAUCUUUACGGCCAGUUUGGAUCAAACCAUCAAGAUAUGGUCGCCCCUUUAUCCAUCCUCGCCAUUGCUUUCUACGUUUGCCGUCCCUGGACCUGCCCACCACCUGGCAAUUGACCCUCUCGAACGGUUCAUCAUCGUCUCGUAUGCCACGAUGCUGAAGAACGAAGCAGAAGAAUCGGCGAAUGACACCACCGCUGCUCAGCCGCAACAAUCGACCGCCAUUCCUGCCUCGACGGUCAGGAUUAUCCCGCUUUUCUCUCGACCCAGCCAUUCAGCAACUCAAGGCGGCGUAUCGCGGGUACAUGGGCCUGGUGGACUGGUCCAGCAGAUCGAAUCUGGAGACCAGGAAGUGACCUAUACCAGUCCGCGAUCCACUCAGAUCACCGCGCUCCAUCUGCCCUCACCGAUCGUCUCGAGCUCCGUGGUUCUAUGUGGGCUUUCGAACGGGAAGAUCGUUCAUCUGUCGAUGCCUUCUCUCCAACCACUGGGUCAGACCGUGCCCCACCCGAACGCCACCGGCGAUGUGAAGGACCCAGUGGUCUAUAUGAACACGUUCGCCCGACCGGUCGACCUACUGUCGAGCUCGGCUGCUGACGCCUUAUCAGGCCCUGACCUUGCCGGCUCCUCUGUGAUCUCGCCGCGCCCAGUUGGCGUCCUGGGUCGCGUCGUUGGCAGGAACGGCGAUCCCCAGCGCGGCCCAGGAUCCCUGCAAGCGAGCCACACUCAACAAGCCUGUCGUGAGAUGUACACGAUGUUGAAGAUCGAGCAGGCUAGCGACCCCGGGCUAGUCGAGGACGAUCCAUUCAGCUUGCCCAGUCGUGAGACCCGACCGGACAACUCGGCGCUCCAUGCCCUGCCCGACCACUCCCACCAGUCCAUCGUCCAGGACCACCAACAAAAUUCCCAAACCGACUCGAUCGAGAAACUCACCGCCGAGACCUCCCAUCUUAAGGCUCAACUCAAACAGGCUUUGGCAUUCAAUGACAGUCUGUGGGCAGGAAUCGUCGAUGGCACUUUAACUUUCAAAGAAGGUACCCUCCCUCCUACUUAA
Puccinia triticina is the source of this 1704-nucleotide messenger RNA. RefSeq lists its product as uncharacterized. The record is from RefSeq and is a predicted model, not a curated record. The transcript has 4 exons. The coding region runs from base 1 to 1704 and encodes 567 amino acids. Gene Ontology annotation, molecular function: protein binding. Gene Ontology annotation, biological process: DNA-templated DNA replication; rRNA processing. NCBI's taxonomy places the organism in Eukaryota, Fungi, Basidiomycota, Pucciniomycetes, Pucciniales, Pucciniaceae. Gene Ontology annotation, cellular component: nuclear pre-replicative complex.